GGCUGCGAGCUGCGCCAAUGAGGCUGCUGCCCCGCCUCUGACCUCGGCUGGCAUAUCGGCCCCGGCAGCCGCACCGACCUCAAACGCCGCCGCCGCUGCUUCCACUCGGGGUUUGGAAAAAGACGGGCUCCGGUGGUCGCGGCGCGCGGUUGGCUGCGCGCAUCGAGGAGCUCCGCACGGGGAGAGAGGAGCGCCAGGGUGUACAAUUGCUGUGCGCCGUCCUGUGCGUCUUUACUCACACUAAACUUUGUGUUCCUGGAAUUCUCGAUACAGUCCUCGAUUGAAGAAAGGGGAGAAUGGCUUUGAAGGUCGCCCUGCUUCUGGUCUGUAUCCUGGGAAUCAGCGCCUUUCCCCUGGAGGACUCUGAGGAUGGCGGCAAGCAUUGGGUUCUCAUUGUAGCAGGAUCAAACGGCUGGUAUAACUACAGGCACCAGGCUGACGUGUGUCAUGCAUAUCAGAUCGUGCACCGGAAUGGGAUUCCUGAUGAACAGAUCGUGGUUAUGAUGUAUGAUGACAUUGCUAACGAUUCAGAGAAUCCAACCCCAGGAAUAAUCAUCAACAGACCCAAUGGUACAGAUGUAUAUGAAGGAGUACUAAAGGACUACACAGGGAAGGAUGUUACUCCAGAAAAUUUCCUUGCUGUUCUGAGAGGUGAUGCUGAAGCAGUGAAGAAAGUAGGAUCAGGAAAAGUGCUAAAAAGUGGCCCUAAGGAUCACAUCUUUGUCUUUUUCACGGAUCAUGGAGCUCCUGGACUUUUGGCUUUUCCAUCAGAUGAUCUGCACGCGAAAGACUUGAAUAAAACCAUUCAGUACAUGUACCGUCACAGAAAGUACCAGAAGAUGGUGUUUUACAUUGAAGCCUGUGAAUCUGGGUCAAUGAUGGUUCAUCUCCCUGAUAACAUAGAUGUUUAUGCCACUACUGCCGCCAAUGCCAAGGAGUCAUCUUACGCAUGUUACUUUGAUGAAAAGAGGCAAACCUACCUUGGGGAUUGGUACAGCGUCAACUGGAUGGAGGAUUCUGAUGUCGAGGAUUUGAAGCGGGAAACUCUCCACAAGCAGUUUGAGUUGGUGAAGAAACGCACCAACACCAGUCACGUGAUGCAGUAUGGAAAUAAAACCAUCUCUCACAUGAAAGUGGUACAGUUCCAGGGCACAGCAAAAGCAGCCAGCGUCCCAAUUUCCCUGCCACCCAUAAGCAACUAUGACCUCACUCCAAGUCCUGACGUGCGCCUUGCAAUCUUGAAGCGCAAGCUGAUGGCCACCAACGACAAGUAUAAAGCUAUGGCCUUCCUACAAGAGAUCAAGACACUUCUAGAUUCCAAGCAGCUAAUACAGGACUCUACGUACAAGAUUGUAUACUUGAUAACCAGCUCCGUAGAGCGCACAGAGCAAAUUUUAUCCGGCAGGAUGAGCCUGAACAAUUACGACUGCUACCAGGCUGCUGCGAAUCACUUCAAAACCCAUUGCUUCAAUUGGCACAAUCCUCAGUUUGAAUAUGCUCUGAGACGGCUGUACGCUUUCGUCAAUGUCUGUGAAUUGGGAUAUCCCAUAGACAGAGUUCUGGCGGCCAUGGAUCAAGUGUGUGUUGAAAAUGCAGCCUAGCGAAAAGAGACAGCUGAUAAGAAUCCCAGCAGGAAUUCCUACAAAGCGAAGAGAGGUUGGCAUCCACAGAGGGAACAAAUUACAGUGGAAGCUCUCGCGCACGCCUCUGAACUGAUUCUGCACUUUAAAGCAUUAAAUGAAUGGAUGGAAAAUGUUAAUGUUCUCUUCAGGGAUUUACCUUGUUCCAGAAGUCCUUUCUGAAGGCCUCUGGAGUUAGCCAGUUUAUCAGUAUCUUUGCAAUUGCAAUGCGUAUUCAUUGCUUCAUUCCCCCCCCCCCUUUUUUUUUUAUAUGAAUACUUGCACUACAGAAUAGUGGUUUAGUUUUAACUUGAUUUCAAUCUCAUGCUCACAUUUUUAUUUUUGUGGCUGCCUUCUGAGAAUUAGCCAGAGAAGUUCACGAAUGGCCUGUAAUGAACACUAUUUUCUGAUUUUCCCCCCCUCAUAAUUGAAAACUAAUGAUUUAAUGUCUAGGAAAGGAUGCACGGAGUCAUUUCACUAAUCGGCUCAAGAAUAAAAUGUCUAUUUGGACCUCAGCCUUGACAAGAUGAAAUUUUAUAUGUUUUUAUGCCUUGAAACAUUUGGAAUAAUAACCUCUCUGAGCCUGCCAUGGCAAGGGAGAGUGGUCUAAAAAUCAAAUGAAUACAUUAAUAAAUAAAGAAAAUAAAAGAACGAAGCUCACUUGGUCAUAGAGGUUAUUCCUCCUCUCUUUUUUCCCCUCCCUUUCCCUUCACCUGCCCAAGAUUAUCUAUUGCUGUUUGGGUUUUUUUGAUUUUGAUGUAAUUGUCUGUUUACACAAUUUGUUGAGUGAGUUGUGCAGUACUUAGAGGAACCUGUGAAUAAAAGAAGAUAAUGAGAUA
Sphaerodactylus townsendi is the source of this 2458-nucleotide messenger RNA. RefSeq names its product legumain (gene LGMN). The record is from RefSeq and is a predicted model, not a curated record. NCBI's taxonomy places the organism in Eukaryota, Metazoa, Chordata, Lepidosauria, Squamata, Sphaerodactylidae. The transcript is spliced from 14 exons. Gene Ontology annotation, molecular function: cysteine-type endopeptidase activity. Bases 297 to 1601 code for a protein of 434 amino acids. Gene Ontology annotation, biological process: vacuolar protein processing.